Messenger RNA from Tupaia belangeri chinensis (Chinese tree shrew), 1409 nucleotides. It is a transcript of the gene FFAR4, whose product is annotated as free fatty acid receptor 4. The coding region runs from base 31 to 741 and encodes 236 amino acids. The transcript has 4 exons. NCBI's taxonomy places the organism in Eukaryota, Metazoa, Chordata, Mammalia, Scandentia, Tupaiidae. Gene Ontology annotation, molecular function: G protein-coupled receptor activity. Gene Ontology annotation, cellular component: plasma membrane. The record is from RefSeq and is a predicted model, not a curated record. Gene Ontology annotation, biological process: G protein-coupled receptor signaling pathway.
CAGACCGCUGCGGGCCGCCGGGCGCCCGGCAUGUCCCUUGAGUGCGCACAGGCGGCGGGCGCCGGCCCCCUGCGCGGCCUGGAGCGAGCCAACCGCACCCGCUUCCCCUUCUUCUCCGACGUCAAGGGCGACCACCGGCUGGGGGCACCCGCGGCCUGCGCCGCGCUGCCCCUCUGCGUCUUCUUCCAGGUGGUCCCGCAGCGGCUCCCGGGCGCCGACAAGGAGAUUCUGAUUUGUACCCUGAUGUGGCCCAGCAUUGCCGGAGAGAUCUCCUGGGAUGUGUCUUUUGUUACUUUGAACUUCUUGGUGCCAGGACUGGUUAUUGUGGUCAGUUACUCCAAAAUUUUACAGAUCACCAAGGCAUCGAGGAAGAGGCUCACGGUGAGCCUGGCCUACUCGGAGAGCCAUCAGCUCCGCGUAUCCCAGCAGGACUUCCGGCUGUUCCGCACCCUCUUCCUGCUUAUGGUCUCCUUCUUCAUCAUGUGGAGUCCCAUCAUCAUCACCAUCCUCCUCAUCUUGAUCCAGAACUUCAAGCAAGACUUGGUCCUCUGGCCAUCCCUCUUCUUCUGGGUGGUGGCGUUCACGUUUGCCAAUUCGGCCCUCAACCCCAUCCUCUACAACAUGUCGUUGUUUAGGAAUGAGUGGAGGAAGAUUUUCUGCUGCUGCUUGUUCCCUGAAAAGGGAGCCAUUUUUACAGACACGUCUGUCAGAAGAAAUGACUUGUCUAUUAUCUCCAGCUAAUUCGUUUUUCUCAACAGGCAGAGUUCCUUGCUACGGUGAGCCGUGGUACGUUCUUAAUGGGGGUGCAUUUCCAGGACCACUCGUUAGCGUACCUUGCUUUCAGAAAAUGGGACCCGGGCCCAGCCUGGUGGCACAGCUGAUAGCAAACUGAAGUGCAGUGCUGGAAGCCACAUGGCUGGCUGUGGGUUGGGAUCCCAGGGUCAGCCUGAGAACAGGCCUGGAUUGUGUGAGCACUCAAGAUCCUGAUGAGCUGGAGGGCUGAAGAAGGGGAAGCCCAGCACGAUGAGACCCUUUGGAGAUGUUUCUCUCUCUUCCUUUCUCUUUCUUGUGUGGGUACACACAUACGCUAUAUCAUAAAAUAAACCCACCUUAUUAAAAGGAAAUGCAACCUAUGCAAAUACUUAUCUGUAGCACCAGCAAACAAGGGAUGAUCAUUUAGUUUAACAAUAUUUUUCCUUUAUGGAAGGAUUUCUUGUGGGUUCCUUUAAAUGCGAACUUUCUCAGUGUGUUUGUAAGAUGAUUAAAUGUAAUACAUUUUUAUUUAUAACUGCUCCAUAAUUACAUCUCCUGCAUUGAAGGCCACUCCUUACUGGUUUGCAAAGUGGGUCUUGGAAGUGAUUCAGGACCCAGACUUCUCUGAAGGGUCACAGCCACCAGGCCCCUGGCUU